Messenger RNA from Nematolebias whitei (Rio pearlfish), 2500 nucleotides. It is a transcript of the gene unc5ca, whose product is annotated as unc-5 netrin receptor Ca. Gene Ontology annotation, biological process: netrin-activated signaling pathway. Gene Ontology annotation, molecular function: protein binding; netrin receptor activity. Lineage: Eukaryota; Metazoa; Chordata; Actinopteri; Cyprinodontiformes; Rivulidae. Gene Ontology annotation, cellular component: membrane. The record is from RefSeq and is a predicted model, not a curated record. Bases 1 to 1458 code for a protein of 485 amino acids. The transcript has 9 exons.
AUGUAUCGUGGUCCAGUUUAUGCUCUCCACGAUGUCUCCGAUAAAAUCCCAAUGACCAACUCUCCUCUCUUGGAUCCUCUUCCUAACUUGAAGAUCAAAGUCUACAACUCAUCAGGUCUGGUCACACCGCAGGAUGACCUCGGCGGAGAUUUUACUUCGAAAUUAUCUCCUAAGAUUGUUCAGUCUCUGUUGGACAACAGCGACACCAUGAACCUUCGCAACCAGAGCUUGGCCCGGACUCGAGAUCCUUCCUGUACAGCUCACGGAUCUUUCAACAGCCAGGGGGGACACCUCAUCGUUCCCAACUCAGGUGUGAGCUUGUUGGUCCCAGCAGGUGCUGUUCCUCAGGGAAGAGUGUAUGAAAUGCAUGUGACUGUGCACAGGAAAGACAGCUUAAGACCCCCGGUAGAAGACAUUCAGACAGUUCUCAGCCCGGUGGUGAGUUGUGGGCCUCCAGGAGCCCUGCUGACCAGACCAGUGAUCCUCACUAUUCACCACUGUGCAGACAAUGUGCAGGAAGACUGGCUUAUACAGCUCAAGAAUCAACUGGCCAUGGGAGAAUGGGAGGACGUGGUUGUAGUGGGAGAGGAGAACUUCACCACGCCCUGCUAUGUGCAGAUGAACUCAGAGGCAUGUCAUAUUCUGACGGAGACGCUGGGGACUUACUGCUUGGCGGGCCAAUCGAUUGGCAAAGCAGCCGCCAAGAGGCUCAAGCUGGCUGUCUUUGGGCCCGUCUCGUGCACAACUUUGGAUUAUCACAUCAGGAUUUAUUGCCUGGAUGACACUCAAGAUGCACUUAAGGAGGUUCUUCAGAUGGAGACCCAAAUGGGAGGGAAGCUUCUGGACGAACCAAAAACUCUGAAUUUCAAAGACAGCACGCAUAAUCUGAGACUGUCCAUCCACGAUGUGCCACACACACACUGGAAGAGCAAACUCAUCGCAAAAUAUCAGGAGAUCCCAUUCUACCAGGUGUGGAGUGGCAGCCAGAGGACUCUUCACUGCACUUUUACCUUGGAGAGACUGAGCUCAGCCAUCACGGAGAUCAGCUGCAAGCUGUGUGUGAGGCAGGUAGAAGGAGAAGGACAAAUUUUUCAGCUCAGCGGCACGUUGGAGGAGGAGGUCCAGUGUAUAGACACUUCUCUAAUGGACCCUGCAAGUAAUAUCACAACCUUACUGGGGCCUAAUGCCUUUCGAAUUCCAUUAUCCAUCAGACAGAAGUUGUGUGGCAGUUUAGACGCACCACAGACUCGAGGCAAUGACUGGAGGAUGCUGGCCCAUAAACUCAACCUGGACAGAUACUUGAAUUACUUUGCCACCAAGUCAAGCCCAACAGGUGUGAUCCUGGAUCUGUGGGAGGCCCAGCACUUCCCUGACGGCGAUCUAAACGAACUGGCUGCUGUUUUAGAAGAAAUGGGUCGCCAUGACGGCAGCCUUGCCUCGAUGACAUCAGAACACUGACAAAGCGCCGUAUUUAAAAUGGCAACGGCAAAACUCCGGAGAUAAUUACAUGUGAAUUCUCUAUGGUUGAUACCGCAGCUCGGGCUGAAUGAACCAAUUAGACGCAAGUAAAUGAAAAGGUGUCACCAUGGUAACGGAGCACUGUUUAAAUACCACGAUAAUCACGUCGACAUGGUAAAAGGAAUAACAAGCGCUCAACCUGGUGCUGGACCUCGUUUGUGAGUAUUUGAGAGAUGUGACCACCGGAGAGAUAGCCUUACUACGGUAAUAAGGAAUAAAGAAAACAUACACACGCCUAAAGAAGAGGAAAAAAAUAACCUGUUUUCUAUAGUAGCACCAGGAUUUCUUUUUCUUGCUGUUACUUUAAUACCAAACAAAGCAGCAGAGGCAUGAAAAGAAGAUAAACAGAAACUGACCUUGAAAACAUCUAUAGACAUGGAAAAAGGAAGAGAAGGUAAACUAAUUACGAGCAGGGGAAGGUAGAUUAGAGAUGCACAACGACUGAGCUCGACUCUUUAAAAAGACGAGAGCAAACACAGAGAGCAGGUAAACUGAUUACAGAAGGGAGGGAGGACAGAAAUGUAUGAUGAUGGAAGUGGCAGCAGGUGACCAUCUGGAUGGAGAGCAGAUGAUGAGAGGGGAGACGGAGGAGUCCCUCUUUUUCUUGUGAACCUUGGCUGUACGUGUUUGUCGGUACAGUUCGUCGCCUUUAUAUCGUUUCUUAGGGAACGCUCUAUGUAUUCUGCUGUCCAUAUGUGUGGAUUGUCUCCUGCUACAGAAUGACCUUACUGUAUUGUAAGUCCUGACCAGAAACAAGCCAGAUCCCACAGGGUUCUCCUUUUGACUGAAAUUUUAAGUGCAGUUUGUAUUUUGUUGAAGAUGAAAGCCGUUUUAAAACACUUUCAGAUCAUCUAGCUUAUAUAAAGUGGCGAAGGCAAAAUAACUGUUUUUAAAAAAAAUCCAUUCCAAAGAUUCUUACUCAGAUGGAUACAAGUAAAAUUUAUUAUCACCAUGAAUAGAGUAGCAUGAUCGCGACAGACAA